UUAGUCAAGGAUUUCGACCCAAGAGGGAAAGGAGAUUCGGAGAAGACGAAGAGGAAUCACGACUCACGAGUCUCUCCCUCUCUCGUCAUGAAACCCUCGUCUCUCUGACCGUCCCUUCUUUCCCUUUCCCUUUAGUUUUUUUUUUUCUAUCUGAAGAACGAGGAGGCGAAGGAGACGAAAGGAAAGCAGACGACUUUAGAGGAAGAGAGACAAAAGCUGUUCCUCUAACAACCAUGGAUUCAACUGCGGCAGCGGCGGCAUAUGAAGCACCGGUGAAUGAGAAGGAGUCCAUGGUCGACCCCUUCCUCGUCGAGGCUCUCAUGAACUCUCGUCAUCGUCUCACGAUUCUGCGAAUGGAACUUGACAUACAGAAGUUCUUGCAAAGUUCUGAUCAAGACCAAUUUGAGUUUCAACAUUUUCCUACUUCCUACCUUCGGCUUGCAGCGCAUCGUGUUGCCCAACACUACGGGUUGUUGACAAUGGUUCAUGAUAAUGCUUUAGAUGGUUCAGGAAACAGAAUUCUGGUGAGGAGGACAGCGGAAAGCAGAUAUCCUACUGUUUGUUUAUCUGAAGUCCCUGCUAAACUGUCAGAUGGUGAUAAACGUGAGAAUGUUAAAAUUGUCAUCAGACCUAGGCCUAACAAAGGGUUUGUGAAUGAAGGUAGUGAGAAUGGGAUAAAACGAAGUCCUCCAAGAAGUGUGGAAGAGAGGAAGGAAGAUUAUGAUAGGGCGAGAGCUCGCAUCUUUAGUGGUCCUAGUAGUCCGAAGACAGGUGAUUCUUCAUCCCAGUCCACUAUGGUUAUGAAAAGUACAUGUGUGAGCAGAGACGAGAACGAAGGUUUCAGGAAUUCUCUGGUUGAUCCAGAAAAAGUUGGUAGCGUCAGGGAUGGUGGUUCUUCAUCUCGAGUUGCCAUUUUGAGAGAUAGGGAGAAAGAGCGUACUGACCCAGAUUAUGACAGAAGCUAUGAAAGGUAUGUAAGGAGCCUUCCGACUAAUCAAGCCUUUAGCUUGGCGCCUUUCAAUGUCCAGGAGAUUCAACUUCCUUUUUUGCAGUAUGAUGCUGGUUAUCUGCAAUUGUAUCAGAUGCGAACUCAAGCUCCCCUUGGUUAUGGUCUUCCGGCAAGUCCAGCUAUGAACCCAUUCAGUGCAACAGGAUCGAAUCAGACAUCUGGGGAUCCUGCAUAUAUUCAGUGGCCAAGCGCUGCAAUGAUGUAUGCUCAUUCAUUUGAGCCGCUGAGACAAACUGUUUUCCAGGCUCCUUUCUGUCAGCAACCCCUGAGCUUUGACUACCCUCAAAACCAUUAGAUGUCAAGGGGGGUUUGUAUAAUUUGAUUUCAAUAUAUACUUUGGACUAAAUUGUUGCUACUUGGUAGGCGAAUCAUUUAAAGACCAGUUGUCACAAACCUCUGUACCAGUUCUAGUUUCUGCUUGCCAAUUUAAAUUUCUUUUUAAUUUUGUGGA
Tripterygium wilfordii is the source of this 1460-nucleotide messenger RNA. RefSeq lists its product as uncharacterized. The record is from RefSeq and is a predicted model, not a curated record. Gene Ontology annotation, molecular function: nucleic acid binding. Bases 234 to 1304 code for a protein of 356 amino acids. Lineage: Eukaryota; Viridiplantae; Streptophyta; Magnoliopsida; Celastrales; Celastraceae. The transcript has 4 exons.